ACUUCCUCUAGCCGCGUUCCUACAACUGCAUCCCUCCUGAUCCAUCCACAUUUAUGGAGUGAAGUGGAUAUCAUCUCCGACAUCACGCAUCGCAUUUCCUGUAAGAGCAAAACCAAGCCAAACUAAAGAAUCCUCGGAUCCAGUCAGACGGUCACGCUUGCGGAAACUUGUGGUAUGCAUUAGAUAACACACUUCCACACUUCCACACACCAACCAAGCCCGAUAUUUCCCCCAAACUUGACUUCAACACACAUUGUCAGAGUGUACCACUAGCUCCAUUGGCUUUGUGGGAUUCCAUCUCAGCACAUCGCUCUACAACCAGCAGCCCACCCUCUCUAACUUUCUUCCCGACUCACUUGCACUCAUAUAUCAACAAAAAGAAUCAGCGGACAUGACCGAAACAACACGUCCAGGCCGCCUGGCAGGCAAAACGGCCCUCAUCACCGGCGGGGCAGGCGGCAUCGGCCUCGAAACCACCAUCCUGUUCGCUCGCGAAGGCGCUGCCGUGCUGAUGGCCGACAUCUCCGAACCCGCACUUGCCCGGGCGCUGGCCAAGGUCAAAGAACUCGUGCCCAACGCUCCGCGCCUGGAAACCAUCAAAUGCGACGUGUCCAAGGAAUCCGACAUCGCCGCCGCCGUCGAAAGCCAGGACGCCCACGGCGGGAUCGACAUCAUGUUCAACAACGCCGGCAUCAUGCACGCACAGGACGACGACGCCAUUAACACGCCCGAAUCGAUCUGGGACCUCACGCAGGCCAUCAACGUCAAGGGCGUCUGGUACGGCAGCAAGCACGCCGUGCUCAGCAUGCGCCGCCACAAGAAGAAGUCCGGCAGCAUCAUCAACACGGCCAGCUUCGUCGCGUUGAUGGGUGCGGCGACUCCCCAGCUCGCGUAUACCGCGUCUAAGGGUGCCGUGUUAGCCAUGACGAGAGAGUUGGCCAUCGUGCACGCUCGUGAGAAUAUUAGAUUCAAUUCGCUGUGCCCCGGACCGCUGAACACGCCCUUGCUGCAGGACUGGUUGGGCGAUGACCUGCAGAAGCGGCAUAGACGAGAAGUCCACUUUCCUACUGGUCGGUUCGGCGAGGCCAUCGAACAGGCUCAGGCGGUUCUCUUCCUAGCGAGUGAUGAGAGCAGCUUCGUCAAUGCUACCGAGUUUGUGGUCGAUGGUGGUUUGAGCAAGGCUUAUGUGACGGCAGAGGGACCUCCGACUGCAGGUCCAUUGAACAAUGUUCGCUAAAAAAAAGGCUUCGUUCUGGACGCCCAAGGAAUCAACUCUUCAGUUAUGGCUAUCGUUAUGGAGAUGGGGACGAUGAUCAGGUGCAACAGGCUUGUUUUGCGGUGCCUAGGCGUCUGCUAUGGGACUAAACCUAUACCAAGACGGGUACUCUGAUAGACAGUAUUCAUACUAUAGACAGUUUCCUGAACAUCCAUCCCCAGUUCCC
Messenger RNA from Exophiala xenobiotica, 1442 nucleotides. RefSeq lists its product as uncharacterized. The record is from RefSeq and is a predicted model, not a curated record. Lineage: Eukaryota; Fungi; Ascomycota; Eurotiomycetes; Chaetothyriales; Herpotrichiellaceae. The coding region runs from base 392 to 1237 and encodes 281 amino acids. The transcript has a single exon.